GAAUACAAAACAUAUAAUCGCGUAGCUCAGUCAUGAAAUGUAUCCAAGAGCGCUAAGGAUAAAUUUGCGUACAGAGUAAGACAAAAAAAGCAGAAUGUUGAUAUAUUCAAACAUUUCCAUGCGAAAUGUCUGGUGCUUUCUGUGAAUUUUUACUUUUUCUUUAUUUUUCCACUUUUUUAUGAGAUUUUCGAUUCGGAAAUGUGUUCGAUUCAGUAUUUUGAUUUUCAACAAAUGAAUUUACAAAGACAGUGCUAGUGUGAGUGUGCUAUUCAAUGUGAAUGUGGAAUUAUUUCAAAUAAAACUGUGGGAAAAAAACUUAUUGAAAUGUUCGAAUUUAUUUAACGUUACUGAAAAUGAAUUAAAAUUGGUUUUGAAGAAAAAAAAAUAAUCUGCGAAAAUGACAAGAAUUCAAACAAAGUGAACGAAAACAAAGCAAUCAACAAAACGAUAAAAACGAUACAUUGAAACUAAUUCAUAUUGUUCUGAGUAAUUGAAUCAUUAAUAGGACAAGACAAAGAAAAUAUUCUUUGAAAAAAGAUUAACUAAUAAAAGACGAUAAAUUUUUGUCAAGAAAAAUCCUUUGGUAAGUGUUUGCAAGUGAAAGAAUGUUUUCAUAAUUUUCAUUUGAAUGAAAGAUUCGAAAUUUUCAAACAACUACGCACACGCAUAAACAUGGGCCAUUCGUGUCGUAUGUGUUCAAUCACAUUCACAAAUCGUUUUGACAUACGCGCGCCAAUGUUAUACGAACCACCGUUGAUUUUAUAUUGGCCCCAUAAAAAUCGCUCGCGCACACACACUUUCGUAAAAUUUUCUCCCAAACACACAUACGUGCAUAGUGCUUUUUUGUUUGGCUACAUCGAGCCUUACAUUUCGCGAGUAAUUAUGUCAUAAAAACGUAUUGGACAACGGCACCACCAAUUUGCCUAUGUGAACAGUUUCGCCUCAACGCCUGCCUGUUCGUUCAUUCGCUUGCCGACAAGCAUACAAACGCACGUACGCCAUUCGACUCACAUCAAUAUGGUAAUACUACAACAGACAUCACAAACACAUGCGUACGUAACAUUUUCGAAAGGAAACAUUGAUCACUUUCGCAUUUCAUUCUCGAUUUAUUUCGGAGGUCAACAUUUCAAUACUGUCAAAUUGUUUCAUGAAUUUUUAUUCUUGCUGCAUCCUAACGGCAUAGGGAAAAUUCAACAAUUCCAUUUUUUUGACUUAAUGUACGAAACAAUAGGUAAUACAAAGCUUCGGUCAUAUUUUAACCAAACAAAAAUAUAAUGCGAAAUGUUCCUGUUGAACGUGCACGGAAACACUGAUGCACGAUCGAUUGUGAAAUAGUUGUGUGUCUGUGUAUUGUGUUUGAAUAUCAUUGAAUGGCUCUAACCAUACGAAUGUCAGUAUGUGCUUAGGCCACAAAGCAUCGAAUACUUGAACAAAAGCGAACAACGAAGAAAACAGAGCAAACACACAAAAACACACCAACUAAUGAAAGAAAAAAUAAUAUGAACAACAGAAAGACUAUCGAAUAGUGUGUGAAACGAAAUGAAUAACACUCACAAUGCUAUAUAUUGCUAUGCAGUGUACGGUGUCUCGCUUCAUAUCCAGUCAAUGCUUGUGCAUGUAAGAUUUGUAUCUAAUACAGCAAGAGGAAAAACAAUCUAAUACAUGAAGUGGGCUACGGUGCAUAAUGCUAAGGCCUUUCAAAUCAUUUUUAAAUAAUUUACAAAAAAAUGCUGAGACUCUUUUCGGAUCGAAAAAUAAUUCACCAGACAUGAAUUCAAACGAAGAAGAAGAGGAGAUCGCUACAGAUAGCAUGUACAGUAUUGAUGAUUUAGAUCCAUUAGCUGAUCCACUAGCAUUGGACGAUGAACUUGGUGACCGGUCGCUUGAGGUAGCCAGCGGUUAUGUGUCAAGGAAUUCAAAUCUUAAUCUUAGCGAUUUAGAUAGCUCGGACGAUGGGCAAAUAAUACUCGUAGAUGUAAAUAGUUUGAAAAACUCCUUCACAAUUCCCGUUCCUUAUGCCGAUAAUACAUUGGAAAUUGCCACUACAACGCAUCCGCCAAGCGAAUCGAGAAGAGACACAAAUCAAAGCGGGCUAAUUUGUGAAACGACUAUAAACCAUGAUGUUGGCAUCGGUGAUGUUUCGUUUGAUCCGAUUGGUUUGACACUGGACGAUGAAAUUACGGAAGAAGUUGAAGGGUCUCGAAGUGAUGGCUCCGAUUCGGGCUUAGGUAUAGAAUUAUGUGCGGGAUUAUUAGCCGAUAAAACAACUGCUUCACCAAAUGGUGCAGUGCAUCCAUCACGAAGUAAUUUAAAACGAAGAUCGAACACGAGCGACCAAAUCGAUGUUAUUGACGCAAAGAAACCAAAACGAAAUAUCCAAUUUACAGAUGUAACCGUUUACUACUUUCCACGAAUUCAAGGGUUCACAUGCGUUCCAUCACAGGGGGGCUGCACUCUUGGCAUGAGUUCAAAGCAUAUCGAUGAAAAGUCAUUCACCCUGAAUGAACAUAUAGCUGAACAGAAGCGAAUACACCGGCAGCAAAUGCUCGAAAGAAGUCCCCGGCCGCCGUCGUCACUAAGCACAAGUUCGAUGAAUGCAAUACUACCGAGCCCAGCGCUGGUAGCCACAAAUCAAUUAACUGUACCUACAACAGCCACAACUACGACAACCACAACGUCUGGCGAUGACCGAUCGCGAUCAUCGACAGAAGAAUCUGAUAGCGAAGAAGACAUUUUAAGUGAUAAUAGCAGCUCUGAAUUAGACACCGAAACAAUUGGAUUUUUACAACCAGUUUCACAAAAACAGCGGAGGGCCUUACUCAAAGCGGCUGGCGUACGGGAAAUCGCCUCAAGCGAAAAGAAUGAAUGCCGUGACAUACGAGCGUCUCGUGAAGUCUGCGGCUGCAGCUGUAGAGACUACUGUGACCCGGAAACAUGCUUGUGUAGUCAGUCGGGAAUCAAAUGUCAGGUGGAUCGCGCCAGUUUCCCGUGCGGAUGUUCGACCGAUGGCUGCGGAAAUGUGUAUGGUCGCCUUGAAUUCAAUCCGAAAAGAGUGCGGACGCACUUUAUACACACAAUCAUGCGACUGGAGCUGGAGAAGAAACAGAAGAAAUCGGACAAACAAAAUACACUGCACACGUACGAUGGACGGCUGCGGCUUCGUGAAAGUGAUGAUGAAAGUUCCGUGGUUGAUUCCGGGGGCAUGAACACCCGAUUGAUCACCUACAAUCCUGCGAAUAACAUUUUAUACCCAACGACAACGAUGCAAUCGACGUCGGGCGUUGCAAUGAAUAGCCACUAUACAGCAAACGAAAUAGAUGGUUCUAGUCGAAAUUGUGCGGUUGCAUCGAUGGCCGAAACACCAUUGGAUUUGCAUUAUGCAUUUAGAAAUGAUUAUUCGGUGGAUCCAACGCAAGCAAACUAUUCGCUAAUGUAUCCGAACUCCAGCUACUAUACAAGCAGUACGCCGACAGCGUUCACUGACUUCAACACAAUGGGCAUCUCAAAUCAAUCGUCGCUAAUUCCGAGCUAUUCAAACUAUUCAAACAAUAUUCCAUACAGUAGUUUGAUGAGCAGCAUUCAAACUCCCACAACUGUUCCAAUUGCCACAACCGAUGGUGUUUCGUCGUGCUCGAGCUACAUAUCGACUGGAGAUCCAACCAACGAUUGUGUUCACAAUGGUUCUCUGUUUGAUAAUCAUGUGACCGAAGACUUUUUGAGCAUAAACCAAACAGCCAGCAGUUCCAAAGAUAACAAAGCGAUCGAUCAGUUUAGCGGAAAGUAUAACGACUACGUGAACGAUUCGAGCAAACUGUUGGAUGUGACUUCCGUGUCGGCAGUAGAUUUAAAUUGUUUGCUCAACGACGAAAAUCUCACGGGACACCCAAUUGACCAUCCAGUGCCAUCGACAACAAUAAAUGGAACAGUUGGUGCAACUACUUCCACAGAACCACAUGGCUCUUACAUGCGGUUCGAGUCGGACUAUGCAAAUAAACUGAACGCUACACACAACUACAGUCUAACGAAUGAGUCAAGUGGCAGCGCCGCUAGCGCCGUCAUUGUGGACGACAAAUCAAAUGAGCUAUUCCAAAAAGAUUCAGUGCUCACCACUUAAAGCAUAAUCAAUCGUAAAGUUUAGGUAUCAGUAAAACAUUGAUGAUGAGAAAGAGGAAGAUGUUUGCUACAGACAUAUGUGAAUAAUACUAAUUAUAAACAGCGGGAAGCAACAUUUCGAUAAACAAAAGUGCAUACGAUAUUUAUUAUGUAAGGAAUGAAAACAAAUUCGAUAGGAUUUUAUGCGACUGUUUUUUUUUUUGAUAAAUAUUCACGAUGAAAGCAAAUGCCUUCACUUAACAAAUCUAAACGAAUGAAAACCUAUUAGCUUAUGUUCGAUUUAUUUAUAAACUAUAUUUAACGUUAUUAUUGUUACUGUUAUAUUUUUUCGUUUUUUUUUCUUUUUAAAACACAUUUUUCCAAAAUUUUUGUGACAUUUUUUUUCUUUAAAUAUUGACAUGAACAUCUGUUGUCGGUCAGGGUUUUUUUCCCGGGCCGAAUACAAAAAAAAACCAUAUAUUUUGAUUUAACACUCUUAAGAGAGAAAAAAAUGAGUCACAUCAAACAGUUUAAGAAGAACAAAUUACAUAUAGCAAUAAUGAUGAUUGUUGACUAUGUCUCAUGCUCAUUUUCAAGAGAGACAACAAUGGGAGUUCCAUCGUUUCGACAAAAAUAAUUUAAAAUGCAUCGCGAUUUUAGACAUUGAUUGAAAUUGAAGGAAUUUUUUUUAUGCAAGAGCAACAUUGUUCAAGUCACACUCAACUUUCAGAUCAGAUAAUUCCAAUAAAAGUGCUUUCAACUCUAUCAACUGUGCUGCUUUUGCCAACAACACCAACCCCUCCCAUUUUUCUACCAAUCUUGCAGCAAUAGAAUUUGCUUUUUUAUUCCCCGUAGACAAAACCAACAUCACGUCCCAAAAGCAGAUCUAAGAGUAAUCGUAGGAUAACUUCAUAUUGAAAAAAAUACAAUUGAAAUGGAUUUCUUAGUGGAUUUUUGUUUCAAUCAAAAGAAUCAAAUUGAAUCGUAUGUAAUUUUAUGACCAGCACUCAUUAUUUUAAUGGCACAAAAAUUACUAAUUUGAACAAAUAUCGGUUUCGCAUGAUUAUGACAAAAAAAUGCAACAAUUUUUUUCGCAAUUGGUUUUUAACAAGAAAAAAAAAACAAAAACAACAAAUUUUAUAUCAUACAAGAUAGAAGACACGAUACAUAGUGAAAAUCGACCACAUCAAACAAUUUGUACAUACAAAUUUAUUCUAAAUUUUAAGCUUAAUGAGAACCAGGGCUUGUAAACUGAGGGCGACAAAGGCCCGUUCUGGAUGGAUUGUGAUUGAAUUUCAUUUGCAAAGAGUUAUGACGCAUUGAAAAGACAACAGAGAACAACAAGAGGAUCACUUUUUAUUUUUUUUUAAUAUUCAGAAUAAUAAAUAGUAAUUCAUCACACAACCCA
Molecule: messenger RNA, 5500 nt
Organism: Sitodiplosis mosellana (orange wheat blossom midge)
Lineage: Eukaryota; Metazoa; Arthropoda; Insecta; Diptera; Cecidomyiidae
Gene: Axud1
Exons: 5
Coding region: 1685-4114 (809 amino acids)
Biological process (GO): regulation of transcription by RNA polymerase II
Cellular component (GO): nucleus
Molecular function (GO): DNA-binding transcription factor activity, RNA polymerase II-specific; sequence-specific DNA binding
Source: RefSeq, a predicted model, not a curated record